UUUGGAUGCGAAGGAGAGCUGCUGAGACAGAGACAUGGAGCAAACCGAGCUGGUGAAGCCGCAGACUCUGGACGAGCUGAUUCAGACUCUGCAUCGCAUCUUUGAGGCGGAUUACAUCAACGUGGAGGAGGUCCAGAACCUGAUGGAAUCAUACGAGAGCAAGACUCAGCAAUGGAUGAAAUACGCAAAGUUCGACCAGUACAGAUACACAAGGAAUUUGGUCGAUGAAGGUAACGGGAAGUUCAACCUGAUGAUAUUGUGUUGGGGAGAAGGCCACGGCAGCAGUAUCCACGACCACACAAACUCCCACUGUUUCAUGAAGCUGCUGCAGGGCCAGCUGAAGGAAACGCUCUUUGAGUGGCCAGACAAUAAAGCACACGGUGAUAUGAUCCAGAAGUCUCAGAGAGUUCUGCAGGAAAACAAGGUUGCUUACAUAAAUGACUCCAUUGGCCUGCAUCGUGUGGAAAAUGUCAGCCAUACAGAAUGUGCAGUCAGUUUGCACCUUUAUAGUCCCCCAUUCGAGAGCUGCCAGACCUUUGACCAGAGGACGGGCCACAAGAAUACUGUCAAGCUCACUUUCUGGAGCAAAUAUGGAAAUAAGACUCCAUAUCUGUCUACAGUCUCACAGGAAAACAACUAAUAAUCAGCAAAGGAGGAGCAGGAUGACAACAGGAGUUUUCAAAAUGACUGUUGUGAAACUGAGUCAAGGGAAACUGCUGGGAAAGCAAAAUGUAAAUUUGUUAUGACCAAGCAGCCCACUUAAAAUCAGAAGCGGGCCAGUUCAAAAGGACAACCUGGUAAUUAGAAUGGCUUUAUCGCUGCCCAGUGUCAGUUUGGCAAAUACUGAUGAGCGCAGGAUGAAUGCCUGAAUAGGGUUGGCUGUGGUCUGAAUGUGCCCUUUGUUUGCUCAACCUGAGCAAAUAACAUUCCCGUGUAUCCAUACCUGUGCCAAAUGUUUGUAAAAUAAUUAGAAUACAGUGAAAAUAUUGCUGUUAUACUAUCUCUC
Messenger RNA from Thalassophryne amazonica, 1006 nucleotides. RefSeq names its product cysteine dioxygenase, type I (gene cdo1). Gene Ontology annotation, molecular function: ferrous iron binding; cysteine dioxygenase activity. The record is from RefSeq and is a predicted model, not a curated record. Lineage: Eukaryota; Metazoa; Chordata; Actinopteri; Batrachoidiformes; Batrachoididae. The transcript has 5 exons. Gene Ontology annotation, biological process: L-cysteine catabolic process. The coding region runs from base 35 to 640 and encodes 201 amino acids.